GCACGGUUAAAAGGGAAGUCCUACGCGCACACGCUACCAACGCAACCUCUCGUCACUUCAAAGUAAUUGCCGUGCGCAGCGGGUUGGCGACUUUGCGCGUUGCAGUAAGGCCAUUUGUACCGUUUACGACGGGGCUGAGAAGGAACAACAAAGCAAACAAAAAGGCGUUAGAGCUAUUUUUUACCUUCUGGAUUGUGUGUUCAUAUCGGCGUUCCUUCGUAAGAUUUUUUGAAUAUUCUUCUGUGUCUGAAUAGAGAAGCCGUAAGUAUUUAUUUUAUUUAGAAGGACGUUUUCACCGUAGCGCUCAUUCCGAAUCCCUUCGGUUUUUAUUCGACUUUUUUCCCUUUCCCAGGACGCACUCUUUACGCGGGGGGAGUUCCGGUCCCUUCUUUGCCGGUUGCUGUUGAUUCCACUGUGUCUCUCCUUUCUGUUUCCCUUUCCCUCGCGCGGGUGGUAAUUUGUUAGGCCAACGAAGAGAGUUACGAUGGGUCAAGAUCAAAGUCGCACACAGAAUGGGCAGGCAGCGGCGACGCGCACGCAGGUGCCCGCCGGCGUCGCGGGCUCACAAGGCGCCGCUGUGGCCACCGUGCCUUUAACCGGCAUCGAGGGCUUUCAAGUGGUGCGCUUGCUGCCGUAUAGCCCGGCUCAUAAAGCGGGCCUGGUGCCGUACUUCGACCUCAUCACUUCACUCGACCACGUCCCCCUCGAGUCAGAAGGCAAGCCGGCUCUGCAGUUCUUCAAGAGCUACAUCGCCAACCACCGCGACCAGCCGAUCUGCUUCACCGUGUUCAACCUGCACAUCCGUGCCUACCGGGAUGUGUACUGCGUCCCGUCCGAUGCGUGGGGCGGGGGCGGACUGCUGGGUUGCAGCGUUGAGUGGUCGCGCGCUGAAGGGUGCUUGGAGCGCUGCGUGCACGUCGUCGAUGUGCUGGAAGGCAGCCCUGCGGCCUACAGCGGGGAGUUGCAGGCAAACCGCGAUUACAUUAUUGGCAUGCAGACCGCGCAGGAGCCGCUGAUCUCGCUCAUUAAGAGCCAAAAGGACUUUUACAGCCGACUCGAGGACUGGCACGAAGAGCAGCGGUGGGCGUUAGAGCGGCAGCAGCGCUUUCCAAACGAGGCGGUCGACCUCCCGCACAUCCUUCUCUUUCUCGUGUACAACAGCGAAAGCAACACAGUAAAGGAGGUGGCGGUGGAGAUGGGCACCAACCCCGAGGCGGCGCUGGGUAUGAGCGUGGCGACGGGGCUGCUGCAUAUCGUUCCUUCCGCCACCACGACCGGUGACGCGGCCACGGCGGACUCGCUGCCGAUCAUGAACAAAUUUGUGCGGCUGGAGGCCGACCGCGCCAUCACCAGCACCCCGGGGGCUCCGGCGCCGGCCACGCUGCCGCCUCCCCCGUCGUUUCUCGCACAACAAUUACCGCCGCAGCAAGACCAACAGUAUCCCCAACCAGAUGCGCAGCCGCACCCCGAGGAGAAUCACGUGCCACAAGCUUACUACCACGAGGGAGAGGAAGCUUAUGAAGCGCCCAUCGCCGCGGCUCCAGCGGCAGCUUCUGCGCAGCCUCCUCUUCCACCACGUAAUGCCUCUGCCGCUUCCGCUGGUGCUCCACCGCACUACAAUUCGUUCUUUCCAACCCCGCCAGCACCACAGCACCAAAAACACCAGCCGCACGCGCCGGUGUACGCGAAGCCGGCCUUCUUCAACGAGGACGUCGUCCCACCUCCGUGCAAUCACGCCCCCACCGCUUCCGUAGAACCUUCGUCCCACGCUGCCGCGCUCCCCCCUCCGCCCCCUCCACCACCACCUCCGACAACCUCUUCUGCGAACUCAUCGAAGAGGAACUCGUUCCGUCUCGCACUGGCGUCCGUGGAGUCAUACGAACGUCCGCCCCAUGCUGUCGCUCACCCUACUGAUUCCGCGCCGCCUCCUUCCAAGCAGGCAGCGGCAAUGAACCACCUUCCUCCUCCUCCACCUCGGCUGCCUCAGCCGCACGUGGAAUCUCGGGCACCGCCAUCCGGGGCCCAACCACCAUCACAGCAGCAGCACGCAAUGGCCAUGGAAGAGGUCGCCCCUCCGGUAGUUCCCCCGCACACGGCAGCACCUGCGGGAUCCCCUGCGCCGAUCGUCAGCCUCCACGACACCCCAAUUCUCUCCUCCGUGUCUCCACUGCCUCCGCGGCAACAGCAGCAGCCACAACUGUCGGCAGCGCAACGCGGUGCGUUUAGUAUAGUCAACAUGCCUCCUCCGUUGAAGUACCCUGUCUUUCCUGGUGCCGCAAUGAAGCAUCAACAGAAGUGA
Messenger RNA from Leptomonas pyrrhocoris, 2299 nucleotides. Its product is annotated as putative Golgi reassembly stacking protein (GRASP-like). The transcript has a single exon. NCBI's taxonomy places the organism in Eukaryota, Euglenozoa, Kinetoplastea, Trypanosomatida, Trypanosomatidae. Gene Ontology annotation, molecular function: protein binding. Gene Ontology annotation, biological process: Golgi organization. The record is from RefSeq and is a predicted model, not a curated record. The coding region runs from base 485 to 2299 and encodes 604 amino acids. Gene Ontology annotation, cellular component: Golgi apparatus.